UCUCCUUACCAUCUGCCACCAUAAUUAAUAAUCACUCACACUCCCUCUUAUAAAUUCCCAUACAUUCUCUUCCAAAUUCCAAACACCUCUUUGCAAUCUAGUGUCACCGAAAAAUACAAACAAAACAAGAAACUAGACAUUAUGAGUUUCGAAAGUAAGAGUCACCAGCUUUUGUCCAAGAUUGCUACCAACAACAAACAUGGUGAAAAUUCACCUUAUUUUGAUGGUUGGAAGGCUUAUGAAUCAAACCCAUUUCAUCCCACAAAAAAUCCUCAGGGUGUUAUCCAAAUGGGUCUUGCUGAAAAUCAGCUUUGCUUUGAUCUGAUUGAAGAGUGGAUAAGGAAUAAUCCAAAGGCUUCAAUUUGCACUCCAGAAGGAGUGAAUCAAUUCAGACAUAUUGCUAACUUUCAGGACUAUCAUGGAUUGCCAGAAUUCAGAAAUGCUGUGGCAAAUUUUAUGUCAAAAGUGAGAGGUGGUAGGGUAAGAUUUGAUCCUGACCGUAUAUUGAUGAGUGGUGGAGCAACAGGGGCAAAUGAGUUAAUCAUGUUCUGUUUGGCUGAUCCUGGUGAUGCUUUUUUGGUUCCUAGCCCUUAUUAUCCAGCAUUUGUCCGUGACUUAUGUUGGAGAACUGGUAUGCAAUUAAUUCCUGUCCAAUGUGAUAGCUCCAACAACUUCAAGAUCACAAGAGAAGCACUUGAAGAAGCUUAUGAGAAAGCAAAAUCAGAAAAAAUCAAUGUGAAAGGUUUAAUCAUAACAAAUCCAUCAAACCCUUUAGGAACAACAAUUGAAAAAGAAAGACUAAAGAGCAUAGUGAAUUUCAUCAAUGAAAAAAACAUUCAUUUAGUUUGUGAUGAAAUCUAUGCUGGCACAGUUUUCACCACUCCGAAUUUCACAAGUGUUUCAGAAGUUUUACAAGAAAUUGAACACUGCAAAAAAGACCUCAUUCACAUUAUCUAUAGUUUAUCCAAAGACAUGGGUCUUCCAGGUUUUCGUGUCGGUUUAGUUUAUUCAUACAACGACGAAGUUGUGAAUUGUGGUAGAAAAAUGUCGAGUUUCGGAUUAGUCUCGUCGCAGACGCAACAUUUCCUAGCUUCAAUGCUUUCGGACAACAUGUUUGUGGAGAAUUUUUUGGCAGAGAGUUCAAGAAGGUUGAAAGAGAGGCGUGAAUUUUUCACAAAGGGACUUGAAAAAGUGAACAUUACUUGUUUACCAAGUAAUGCAGGGCUUUUCUUUUGGAUGAAUUUGAAGAGUUUGUUGAAAGAAAAAACAUUUGAAGGUGAAAUGAUGUUGUGGCGUUUGAUUAUUAAUGAAGUGAAGCUUAAUGUGUCACCAGGGUCAUCUUUUAAUUGCUCUGAGCCAGGUUGGUAUAGAGUUUGUUUUGCUAACAUGGAUGAUGAAACUGUUGAAAUUGCAUUGAUGAGAAUUAGAGCAUUUGUUGGAAGACAAAAGGGUAAAACAGUUGAAAUCAAACGUUGGAAUAGUAAUUUAAGGCUUAGCUUUUCAUCAAGAAGGUUUGAAGAGAAUGUUAUGUCCCCUCAUAUGAUGUCUCCUCAUUCACCAAUGCCUCAUUCACCACUAGUUCGAGCAACUUAAUUUCACAUCAUUUUAUUAUCAUAUAAUAAUUAUAAUUAUAAUAAUAAAUCAUAUAGAUUGUCUGUCUUCUUUAAGUGUUAAUUAAUUAACUAUAUAUAAUUAAUGUCUGAUGUAUAGUUAGAUGAAUUGAGUUCAUUUUCAAUUAAUCUAGCUAUGAUUUUUUAUUUUAUUAAUUUAUGCUUUUGUAGAGUUGUUUCUACAUUUUAAGAUGUUAAAUGUAUGGUUUUCGAUUGUAUGUUGGUGUCCUAUGUAUAUGGAUAGCUAACUCAAUUGUAUUUAGUUAACUAAAAUGAUUUGAGCAAUAUAUAAUACACUGUAUGAUUUCAAAACUUA
This is a messenger RNA of Cicer arietinum (chickpea), 1926 nucleotides long. Its product is annotated as 1-aminocyclopropane-1-carboxylate synthase-like. The record is from RefSeq and is a predicted model, not a curated record. Lineage: Eukaryota; Viridiplantae; Streptophyta; Magnoliopsida; Fabales; Fabaceae. Gene Ontology annotation, biological process: biosynthetic process; amino acid metabolic process. Gene Ontology annotation, molecular function: pyridoxal phosphate binding; transaminase activity.